AUGGUUAGGAUUGCACUGUGGAUUUCUAAAAUAGUAUACACUGAUUUUAUUUCUUCAGUCCUGUAUGACUUGGAAAUCACCAGUGACGGCCCCAUCACGACAGAAGCACAGGCUACGAUUCAUUCCACGUUGCGCAUGACGAAUGGAGGCGACUCGCCCAUUAGUGACCGGAAGUACAAUUUCAGCUGGGUUUAUGCCCCUUUGACUUUGGUAGAGAGCUCCGAGCAUGGCGUGGACUCCACAAUUAUAGUGACCAGCCCAUUUCCAGGAGUCUUUCCUGUUUCCGUCCAGGUGAUGCGCACAGACUGCUGGCUCUGUCAGACCAUUGCAAGAAACCUAACGGUGUUAGAGGUGUCAGAGUUUAUAGUAGGGAAUGUGUCCAUUACCCAAACAGAGGACCAUGAGUUACUUGACAAACUUGACUCCCGAUCUCCAGCAGGCACUUUGACCCGGAUAUCAUUCUUACUUCAUGACCCAAGUAAUUAUUUCAAGUCAGCUUCAUUCACUUACAAAUGGGAUUUUGGAGAUGGAACCGAGAUGACAACAGAACACCCCACUGUCUACCACAAUUACCCUGCUGUUGGGGUUUGCACCGUGAACCUGGAGGUGGCAGCAGAAUGGAGACAAGAUGGGACCAGGAUGGAGCAUCGAAGGAAGAUGGUCCAGAAAACAGGGCAUUUUUCUGCUGCGUUGGAAUUGAUGGAUGCUGUCAGAGGUAUUAACAUUGUCGGAUCCACAGAGGCUCAUGUGAUGGAAAACUUAAAUUUAUCACUGCAUGUCCAAGGCAGCCUGCCUCUCCACUUGUGCUGGUUAAUCAAGACCGAAUGCGUUCCGCUCGACAGGGACCACUGCCACCUGGUGGCGAUGAACGCUACACACUACAAUCUGAGCCACGUCUUCAAGGACGCCGGGCAGUACUGCCUUAGCGUGCGAGUGGAGAAUGGGGUCAACAUGUUGCAGUCGUACCAGGAGAUUCAAGUGAGGCCGUCAGGCAUCCACCCAGCUUUCUUAGCCCUGCCUUGCAUCACCCUUUUAUCAGCCAUGCUGGGAUUAGCUGCCUACGUGACGUUCCGGAGCAGCACACAGCAAAAGGAUCUUGUGGAGGUUGCCGAUUUUGACUUCUCCCCAAUGUCCGACACCUCGCCUUCCGGCCCUGAGUGGAGCUGCCGCCAAAUGUGUUGCGAAACCUGCUGCCUCUGGCCAUCUCAGGAGUCUUGCGAGACGAUCCGAGAGCAUCGCCGCCUCCUGCGCCCUUUGCGUGAGCCAGUGAAAAUGUACACCAUGUGAAUCAACGUAGCUUUGUUUGUCUUAUGCUG
This is a messenger RNA of Lacerta agilis (Sand lizard), 1316 nucleotides long. It is a transcript of the gene TMEM130, whose product is annotated as transmembrane protein 130. The record is from RefSeq and is a predicted model, not a curated record. The transcript is spliced from 7 exons. Lineage: Eukaryota; Metazoa; Chordata; Lepidosauria; Squamata; Lacertidae. Bases 1 to 1287 code for a protein of 428 amino acids.